UCCUUUCCAAUGUCACCAACAGUGGACCACGAGGACCGGUUUUCAUCUACGAACCAACCCAUAGCCAAGUGGCCUUCGCCAACACAAAAGGAACUCUUUUGGACUGUUCCGCCUUUGGGCGCCCAGCCCCUGUUUUAGAAUGGGCCAAGGAGGACGGGAGUUUUGUUGACAACAUUCCUGGUGUUAUAGAAAUCCUUCACAACAACUCUUUAUAUUUCCCGCCAUUUCAAGAUGGCGCGUUUAGAGCCGACGUUCACAUCGCCAGCUACAGAUGCAUGGCCAGCAACUUGGUGGGAACAAUUAUCAGUCGGAAAGUGAAGAUAAAAGCAGUGCUAAUAGAACAGUACAAGUCCUACAAUGUCCGAGUGAACGAUGUGUGGGCAAUGAGAGGCACGACCGCCGUGUUCCGCUGUGAGAUCAACCCGUACAUCGUCAAGGAUUACGUCAACAUCACGGGAUGGUGGAAGUCGAACACUGUGAUAAAACCAGACGACAGAUACAGUAUCCUUCCCUCUGGUGAACUCCACAUACGAAAUUUUAGAGACGAAGACACACAGUCAACAUAUAGAUGUAUUACAAACAACGUCUUGACUGGAGACCAAAAAGCCAGUCUACCCGCCUCGCUCAACGUGAUAGCAGCAACCAUCAACAGCCCUCCACAUAUACAAGACACAGUAUCCCAAAUCAAACUACAAGAAGGUCACACCGUAGAGCUACCCUGCACAGCGACUGGAUACCCCCUGCCGCGAUAUUCAUGGACAAAAGAUGGCACUGCAGUCGUCACAGACCAAAGCAAGGUGUUCCAGAGAGGAGGGAAUCUUGUGAUACGAAACGUAGUCACCAGCGACUCAGGGACGUAUAUUUGUACGGCAUCCAAUACGCUCGGCUCUAAAACGGCAGCUACGCAACUUACAAUAUCGGCUCCAUUAUCAGUCAGCGUCACUCCAACACGGCAAACCAUAGACGGGGGUGACCCGGCGUCUCUUAACUGUUCCAUUCAUGGCUACCCUGUCUCCUCCGUCACGUGGUUUAAGGAUGGCCGCCUGCUUACGGCUGACGACCACGUGUCAUUUGAAAAUGACCGCGUGCUGCGAUUGGCCAGUGUCCAGAGGAUGGACAAGGGGAUGUACCAGUGCGUGGCGUCCAAUGAGGAAGACAAUGCCCAGGGGUCAGCUCAGCUGGAUUUGGGAGCCGCCAAGCCUUUGUUUCACGGAGUGUUUCAAGAGCAGUACAUGCAGCAACACACGUCAAUAUCUCUGAAAUGCAUUGCAUCUGGGAACCCCAUCCCAAAUGUCACGUGGACACUGGAUGCGGGAGAGAUCCCCAAAAAUGGCAGAUUCCGCAUGGGCUAUUACGUUACACCACAAGGUGACGUCAUUAGUCACGUAAACAUUACUGACCUCAGAGUUGAAGAUGGUGGAUUAUAUCGCUGUUUUGCUGAAAAUAAAGUCGGAAGUCUGGCCCAUCAAAAUCGACUCAAUAUUUAUGGAGUGCCUUACAUACGACCCAUGAAGAAUGUGAGCGCGGUAGCCAAUGAUAAACUUGUAAUACCUUGUUAUGCAUCGGGAUUUCCUCUACAGAGUAUAGAGUGGUCAAAAGGCGGUCACACCCUGCCUAUUAACCACCGUCAAGCAGUGUCCACGGCUGGAGUACUCACCGUGGAGAAUGUGCAGAAGUCGUAUGAUGAAGGCGCCUACGUAUGCACUGCUUCAAACAACAAAGGGCAGAUAGCAAGCAGAAGUGUACAUGUGCAAGUCAUGGAACCACCCAGAAUUGACAGAUUCAAUUUCCCAAAAAGAAAGGAGGGUGACCGUGUGUCAGUGUCCUGUAUGGUCAGCUCUGGAGAUACCCCAAUAACACUGAGCUGGCUCAAGGAUGGUCAAGCCAUUCCCCUUGAUCUUGGUAUUACUGUACAGAGGCUAGGUCCAUACAUGAGCACCUUGAUGAUAGGAGAUGUGACCCCUCAACACAAUGGCAACUACACCUGUAUAGCUCAAAACAGUGCUGCCAUGGUGAACUACACUGCUGAACUGCAUGUAGAUGUGCCUCCUCGCUGGGUUGUGGAGCCUUCCAAUUCCUUUGUGGUCCUCAGUCAGACUGUGCUGCUUCACUGUCAGAGUACAGGUACCCCAGAACCCACCGUCAUGUGGAAGAAAGCCAAAGGUGAAAACCCUGGCAACUACCAGGUGAUGGACUUCUCUGAAACCGCGCCCAAUGGCCGCCCCCACCGCCACCUCUUCCCCAAUGGUACCCUGGUCAUCAACCAGGCCAGAGAGGAGGAUCAUGGGUAUUAUCUCUGUCAUGCCAGUAAUGGAAUCGGGACGGGACUUAGCAAAGUGGUAUUCCUGAAUGUACACAUACCAGCCAGAUUUGAUGAAAACAAGAGGAACCACUCUGUCCUGAAGGGGGCCAGUAUUAACAUCAGCUGUGAUGCUAUUGGAGACAUGCCUAUGUCUCUCGGCUGGAGCUUUAACGGGGAACAGCUGAACUGGCAGAAUAAUCAGAGGCUUGCUUUGAUACUGCACAAUACAGAUAGAGGGCGCACCACCAAGCUGACCAUCAACCCUGCAGUGAGAGAAGAUUCUGGUUUUUAUGUCUGUAUUGCCAAGAAUGCCUUUGGGGAUGAUACGUUACUGAUUGAACUUACAGUGCUAGAAAAACCCGAGGCUCCAGUGGAUGUUGAAGUGGGGUCCAAGUGGAGCCGCUCUGCCAGUAUUUCCUGGAGGGCCCCUUUUAAUGGCAACAGUCUUCUCCUCAACUAUGUGAUACAGUACAAAAAUUUCACAGAUGUGUGGUCUCCCAGUACCAAGAACUUGACCACUUUACCUAAUGUUACCAUGGCAACGCUCCAUGGUCUCCACCCUGCCUAUAACUACAGUGUCCGCAUGCUUGCAGUAAACAAACUGGGAGAGGGUCUACCAAGUGAUGUUGUGAAUUUUACAACUCGAGAGGAGGCCCCGUCAGGUCCUCCCACUGACAUACAGCUGAAAGCUACAGGUUCACAGUCUCUGGAAGUCACCUGGCAGCCUCCACUCCCAGAGCACCAAAAUGGCGUCAUCCAGGGCUACUACGUUGGCUACAAAAUCUAUAACAGCAGUACACCUUAUAUCUACAUCACAAGACAAAACAGUCAAGGUUUCACUCGGCACUACUCCAUAACCAACUUGGAGAAGUUUACCAAGUAUGCGCUCCACAUCCAGGCAUUUAAUUCUGAGGGGGCAGGGCCUAAGUCACCUGACAGUGUUGUCAUGACACUAGAGGAUGUGCCCAGCCGACCACCCCAGAGCGUGCAGGCCACACCCCUGAGUUCUGUCAGCAUUCGGGUUCUGUGGGCACCACCCCCCUUCUACACCCUCAAUGGUGUGCUGCUGGGGUUCAAGGUGCUCUACAAGCCUGUCACCCCUGAUGAAGAUGAAAGUGAUGCCCAGGUGAUUACCACUAAGAACAUCAAUGCAGACAUCCACGGCUUGGAGAAGUUCACCAACUACAGUCUGCAGGUGCUGGCCUACACUAGAAUGGGGGAGGGGGUCCGCAGUGCCCCCAUCUAUGUCAGGACAGAACAGGAUGAGCCUGGUCAGCCAGCAGACGUGAAAGCUCUUGCCAUGAAUGAGAGCAGCAUACUCAUCACAUGGAAAAAGCCUCUGAGACCAAAUGGAAUAAUACAGAAAUACAUCAUCUACUUCAAGCACAAUGAUGCCAUGGGAAAGGAGAUCCUGGACCGUGUGGAGGUCCCUCCCAGCCAGCUUAGCUACAGUGUCACUGGUCUGGUACAGAACAGAAUGUACACCUUCCAGGUCUCUGCUGCCACCAUUGUAGGGGAGGGGGAGAGAACCAGGGAGGUCUCCCAGACCCCAGUAGAAAGAGUGGCUGCCCGUGUGGCUAGUUUUUCAGCCAGAGUUUUGACUCCUUGGAAAGAGAAUGUGAUGCUCCCUUGCUUGACUGUGGGUGACCCCGUACCUUCCAUUCAGUGGAGGAAAAGAGGCGUGUCCCUAACUCCUGACAACUCGCAUGUGAAGAUCCUGGAGAAUGGCACGCUAGAAAUUGUGGAUGUUCAAGGCGUAGACGCCGCUAACUACACAUGCCAGGCUGUGAACCAGUAUGGUGCCGACGAGAUCACGAUAUCUCUAAUAGUGCAGGUCAAUCGUGACAUAAGGACACCCCCCAGGGCCCCUACAAUAUCAGUUGCAGUGACAACAGAGAAGUCAGUCCAGGUGAACUGGCGUUCUGGCAGCAAUGGCGGCAGCACAAUUACAGGGUUCAUCUUGAUGUACAAGGCUGACCACGAGGACUGGACUGAAGUGACCACAAGACCACAGAACAGGACAUACACGGCACAGAACCUGAAGUGUGGCACGCAGUACAGAUUUAAGAUGAAAGCUAGAAACAGUAUUGGCUUGGGAGACCUCAGCAACAUCAUCACCACAAAAACCAAUGGUUCUGCCCCCAUCAUGCCACCACAGAGUAUGCUAUUGGAGCAUAUCAACUCUACUUUCAUCACACUGAAUUUAAACUCCUGGCAGACAGACAAGUGUCCCAUCACCUCCUUCACAGUCAAGUAUCAGGUGUGGGGGGAUAGUAACUGGGCCACAAUACCAGUGACCAGGACUGACCUUGAGGAGAGCCACCUAGUGGAAGAUCUACACCCUGCCACAUGGUACAUCAUGAAGGUCAUAGCUAACAGUGAUGCUGGUUCCACAGAAUCUGUCCUGAAGUUUGCUACUCUGACUUAUACCGGAGAAAAACUCCCUGACUCUCUUCCUAUGGAUUUUUCACUGUCAAGCACCAUCACCCCUAUAAUGAUUACCCACAAGUACGAGCCAGAGUUCUACCAGAAGAUUCAUGUCAUGGUGCCGCUAAGCUUGGCCCUCGUCCUCGUCAUCACCAUAUCUCUGGGUACCGCUCUGUACUGCAAGAGACGCCAUGAGGCCAUGAGAUGGAAAGAAGCCAAGUCAAAUUUGAGAAGGGACAUAACAGCUGAGACAUCUCUAAUGACCGACCUUGACAAACGUUUCGAUAAAGAUUCUGACAGCUCCAACUCCUUGGGGUAUACCCCAGAGCCAGUGCACCUGAGAAAUGUCAAUCUUCUCAUCAUGGACCAAUCAAAUGAGGAGUUGCCGGGGCCAAACACAGACUGGACCAAUCAGGAGAAUGCCCAGAAUACACAGCAGGAAAUGGCUGGUUCAGUUGACUCAGAUGGUUUUAUCAACCCGUACGCCACAUUCUGCUACCCAAAACCAGGAGGACCUACGCCACCUUUACAACCAAUCAGGACUCCACUGCUCCAGACUUUUACAAAACACAAACACACGCCACAGCAUGGCUCACAAGAUCUAGUUGCGUUAGAGAAGACAGAGGCUCAGAGAAAGUUUGCGGAGAAGUUUCCAUUUGCGCUGCCUCCGCCUCCCCCUCCCAUUAGCACUGCCACUAACGUAUUACCAGAGGUAAAUUUGCUGAGUCAUCCUAAAUACAGGCAAGCCACGGGAGUGGGUCUAAGUCCACGAAAGUUUGCCAGUGCAGAUGCCAUACAUGCCUUGUUUACGGGGAGAAAUGGUAAACCAGGGCCGCCACCCCACCACCAUCAGACAUACAGCAUCCCUUCCAACUCUAGACCACCGUCACAAAUGUCGUCUAUUUGUGAAAAAGCUGGCCAAAGAAACAGUGCCAUAUCCAGCGUCACCACCGUUUCCUCCAACCAUGAUGAGUUGAUGCUAGCAUUCCACAACGGUUUCCCGAGCACAGUGACUCCUCCAGACUCUGAAAACCAGAAAGAGGACAGCAUUGGCACCCCCCAGCCCACUGAUAAUAGUUCAGAUACCACAGUGACUGAGCCGGGUAUACGGCAGUUUACGCAGUCUCCACCGAGGCCGGACGAGCGGAGACAGGCAGCUUGUGAAGUGCCUUUGUAUGAACAAAACAGAGUGCGGAGGCCUUCCCAGCUGGAUCUCUCCAGUGACACAACCGACUACGACCCUCUACCACGACGUAAAAAGAGUCCUCACAGACGACGCAGGAGUAGGGGUCACGUCCUGAGUAAAAAAGUCAUGCGACAACCAAGAGGAGCCCCAGUGCCUAUUCGCCCUAGCAGUACAAGUACUACAAACAGUGAGGAAAUAACUUAUGCCUUCGAUGAUAGAGGGCACCACAGGCCUUCCAGCCCUUCAGAGGGAUAUCUUUCCUACCCCUACACAGAAUCUGAGUCAAACCCUUACUAUGUUCGAAGGAGAAGUCGGCGUUACACCCCAGUUGCCAAGUAUGAGGUGACACCAGACACACCAGGGACAGACGAGAACCGCCCCCUGAUGAUGUCAUUGGCCAAACCUGCCCUGGCCAGCCCUCAGGAGGAGGAGGAAGUUGGAUUGAUUGACAGAAUCUACCGCACUGUGAGCAACAGUGACCUUUCUGGUAGCCUCCUGGUGGAUGUCCCUGAGAGCCAAGACAAGCACUAUAUCCAAGGAUACACAGAAGAUUUUACUGUGGUUUAACACCCAGAAACAGAGCAUAGCAACUGUAACUAAGAACACAAGCUUUAUGCCUAGCAACCUAUAGUAUCCAUGGAUACAAGAUAAUGUCACAGUGGUUGUUACUAUUGUGGUUUGAUAGAAAGCAAAGAAUUCCUGUUCUGGUUGUUUGAGGCCUUAGAACAGUUGCCAAGUAACAGUGUCUAUUAACAGACUAGAUCCACUGAAGAUACUAGAAAUAAAAUGACUGUUAUAAGUAUCUGGCAACCCAAGAAACAGUUUAUCCAAGGAUACAAUUUACUUCUCAGUUUCAAAACUAAGAUACAACUUAGGUAUUGGGACAUGAAUGGCAAUCAUACAUUCAGACAACUGGCAGUCUGUUGAAUCUGAUUCUUGUGGUAAGAAAUACGUUCUGAGUAAUUAUAUUUGCAGCAUGUGCCCAUUACUUUUCCAGUUCUAGGAGAAGAUUAUGGCUGUUUAGAAGUUUCAGAAAGCUGAUACAGUAGACAACAAUCUGCUUGACUGCCUUAGCUUCUCGACUGAAACUGAUGAGAUGUUAAAUUUGCAUGUGAUUAUUUUCACAGCAUUCAGUGCCAGAUGUUUAAAUCCACUUCCUAAUUUCCUCAUUGUGGCAAAACAUGCCUAACACUUUCCAAUGUAGAGAUAUACAAAUGGGAUUUAAGGUCUUAAAGGAAGGAUAAGUCAACACAUGAAGACAUGGAGCCAGUAGCUAGAUUUAUCAAGGAAGUUCCUGUAUCACAAGAGAUUCAGAAAAAAAUGACAAAAUGACUUUUCUAUUGGCCAAAUUCAAAUGGAAUGUGCACUGCUAGAAGUCUUGUGCUCCUCAAAAACCUGAACAGUUUUUUAGUCAGAGUUGUAUUGUAUGCUACCAUAAAAGACAGUAUUACUGACUAUAUAGCUACAUACCAAAGACUGAACGGGGGAUUCUCCAAAAGGAUUUGAAAAUGGAGAAGAGUCACUGGGCAGCAGUUCUUCAUGUAACUUGGCAGAGUUUUCUGGAUUCGCACAAAAAGAACUUUCGCUUUCAUACAGCUGGCCACAUUUACACAUUGUAAAGGUUAAGGUCGUUGGUGAAGGACAAGGUUAUUUUUGAAGGCCAACUUAAUUGUUGAAGAUGGAGGGCGAAUCCGUGCAAAUGAUAGUUUGGCACAAUGACAUUGGAGACUAAGGUGACAUAUGAAAUGCCAAAGAAGCUUCUAGUGCCUACGUAGUACUUGUUUUUGGAUAUAUCAAAGCUAUAUAUGGUAAAUAAUUUUCGUAUAUGUUAUGAAUUUGCAAAAAGUGAUGUUUGCAUUUCUGAAUACAGAUUGUAAAAAUUGUAGCCAUGGAAAUGAUGAUAUAGCAGCUGCAACAUGCUUUCUUGAAAAGAGGUUUCAGUUACAUAGAAGAAGUAAAUGGAGUGUUUUACUGUAUUCCAAAGUGCAUGAGGAAAAGACAAUUCAUGGACAUAUACAGCAUUGUAAUUCUUUUUUUAACUGCACAUUUCAUGAUUCUGAUGCUGCCACAUUGAAAGUGUAAAUUUCCCAGGAUUUAUUCAUAUUUAAAGGAAAAGUGUCUCCAAAAAUUACUCCAAUGUUUAAAUAUCAUUAAUCAUAAUUAAGUACAAUAUUUUUUUCUUCAUAAAUUUUAUUUGACUUGUGCUAUUACAAAUAUUUAUAUGAUAAUUCAUGUGAACUUUAUGGUGGCCAUUCUUUGGUAUAUACUGAAUAUUAUGGCUUGCUGCUUUAAUAUCCUGAUGUAUUAUAAAUGUGUUAAUUUAUUUAUUAAGAUUCAUGGCAUGUGUGGUAAAAACCAAGGCCAAUGGAGUGCUAUGCCUAACACAUUUUACAUGUUAGUCUUAAUGGUUGCUAUUAUUGUGCAAUGAUAUUAAUUUUUUUGCCCCUGUACAUUUUUAAGAGGUAAUGCAUCAAAAUAAUUUUGCUUUCAAGAUUAGUGCAAUCCAUAUUAUUAUAUUGAUAUAAAUCCAAAGGUGUCAUCAUAACUGACACUGACUUUUUUUUACAAGUUUUGCUUAUUUUUUACCAGUCAGAACAGUAGACAUAUUUUAUUUUGUUUUCUUUGUAUUUUUUAAGAUUUUGCCCAAUCUCUGAACAGUUUGAUAUCAGUAUUAAGGUUGUGCAAUACAGUUUUUGCUGACAAGAUGGUGCGAAGCAGGGUACGAUCGUUACAUUUUUGAGAUGCUUUUACUUGUCAUUGUCAAGGCAACCUAUAUUAAGUCAGCCAGUACUCAUUUGUUUAUGUCUUUUUUGAAUUUCAGAAUUACAUUUAUUGCAAAUUCAAGCAGUGGUUUUGGUUGAUGGAAUAUAUACGGUAUAUUAAUUUAUUCUUUUUUUAGUUUGGGUUAAUGCAUUGACCAAACAAAUAUAUUUUUUAUCCUCAGAUUUCAGUUUACUAUAAUUUUCAUUUGAGGAAUAUUUUCUUUUUAUUUCAUUUUAAAAGUCAUAAUUGAAUAAGAGAAAUGCAAAUGCUGGGCAAUUGCAAUCAGUGUAGAUAAAAAUUCUGCUCUUUGAUGUACAUGCAUUUUUCUUAUGUUUCCAAGGUAGGUCAGAUACAUGUUAGUGUGAGAAUUGUACUAAAUCAAGUGAAAGUUAUUACAGUAAACUUACAAACAAAGUUUGGAAUUUAUUUUUAAUCUUAUGAAAGUGUGUUGGGAUUGGUUAGCAUUAUGACUCAAAUAUGCAUUGUUGUGAAAAUUCGAGCACCUGUAUUAAAAAAAAAAUCACAGGGGCUUUUAAUACCAAAAACAGAAUGAACAAUAUAUUCAAAAAUGUAUUCAGGGAGUGUGUUGUAAUACACCUUUUGAUUCAUAGAAAGUCAGAGUGGUGGACAUCAAAAAUAAACUAGACAUUAAAGGUGACACAUGUACAGACAAUAAACAAAGACAUUUCAAGAAAAAGAAUUUAAUAAAAUAGAAAUGAUGUCUUUGAAGUUUGGGUGGUGGGCCAAAUUGUGGUGUGCAUGUUAUUUUAAAAAUGCAGUCAAAAUUGGUUGCAAUAGUCAAGAAGCAUUGGAUCUCCAACAGAAACUUGAUUUGGACUAUAUGUGAAUUUGUUUUGUGAAAGAAGUGCUUAAUUUUGAUGCAUAUUUAAUUUUGUUGAUACACCUACAUGUAUUGAACAAGUGUGCUUGGUUGUUUAAUUUACUAUGCUUGUGCAAUACAGUUCACCCUUAUUGGGAUUAUCAUUAUUAUUUAUUCAGUGUGUAUAUACUUUAAAAUUGACAGUGCAAUCAUAUUUUGCAGUUUAAUUUCAGUUUUGAUAAAUUAAACCCUUUAAAUGAAUAUUUUGACUUUUUCAAAAUCUGCAGUUAUUUAAAACAUGCAAUGCUCAAAUGUUAAAUUGUCUGCAUACUAUAUUGCUUGUAGAUAGAGUAAUUUUUGUAUGUUUUUGAAGAAAUACAUUCUUUUUACUCUAGUAUGUAGUUUAUCAGAUUGUAAAAUGUACAGAAGAUAUAUCCAGUUUCUUUGAAACAGAGAAGCUUUUUAAGGUGACCAAUGAGGCAUCAUUUCUUUUUUGCUACGUAUACAGUCAGAUAAGUUGUCAUUUUUGUCUGAUGUCAAAGUGGCUUAAAGCUUUGUAUUGUCAUUUUAAUCAGUUUUUCAGAAUUGAAAAUAAAAUAUGGCUAUAAAUAAUAAUAAAGAUGAUUC
Molecule: messenger RNA, 10125 nt
Organism: Lingula anatina
Lineage: Eukaryota; Metazoa; Brachiopoda; Lingulata; Lingulida; Lingulidae
Product: cell adhesion molecule DSCAM
Biological process (GO): cell-cell adhesion
Molecular function (GO): protein binding
Source: RefSeq, a predicted model, not a curated record